AUGCUGCGGCUCUCCUCUGGCGAAAUCACCGCAGAGAAGCUGGUCACGGCAAUUUGUAAGCGCGCUACAGCAGCUACCUGGCUAGCGAACUUUCUGACCGAAAUGAACAUUGUCGGCGCAAUCAAUCGUGCAAAGGAACUCGAUCGCAUUCUCAAUGAGACGGGAAAAACUGUCGGCCCCCUUCAUGGAUUGCCCAUGACAAUUCAGGAUACCGAGGAUUUCAAAGGUUUCGAUACCUCAUGCGGUGGUCGUGAGGUCUUCACAGAGGGAAGAUCUGGCCGUUCCAUGACGGUCCAGUCGCUGGGAUGGGGCUCAUGGGCCACUCUGCUCGAGACAUUCGACUCGCCGGCCAAGGUAGUGUCGGAUGCCAAAUCCUGGGAGGCACAGACGCUAUUCAUGUACCCAAGCCCAUGGAUGAACGUCACAGCUCCCAAAAAACCUCGUAUUGGCGUAUGGAACGUGGAAAGCCUCAAUAUCUAUUUGCAUCUCUUCCCGCCAGUCCUGCGCGGAUACAAGACGGCCCAAAGUCGCCUGCGCGCGGCAGUCUUCGAGCUGGUAGAGUUCACUCCACCUGACAUGAGCCAACUCAACACUCGGCUUGUCAAUCUGACUGUGGCCAUGAACAUGGCGUGGAACAGUAGCGGAAUGCCUCUCGACGCGCUGCUAUCUGUUACGGCGGCCAACACUGCGCUACCGUGGGACACAUGGCACGACACGACGUACACGUCUAUUUAUAGCUGUGUUGACUGGCCAGGCAUAUCACUCCAGUUGGGUCUCACUGUAGACAAGAACAUCGACCAAAAGUAUAGUAACUUUGGGCCAUUCAGCAAGGAAGACGCGAGAUUGGAGUCAUUGUAUGAUCCGGAGGCGUUUCACGGCUUGCCACUAUCGUUGCGGCUUGCCGCAAGGAAGUUUGAGGAUGAGAAGCUGCUGGCCAUUGCUGAGCUUUUGCAUCCUGUUAUGAAAGGAGUGAUCCCGCGCGCGGCGAAUGCGGAUAGAUCAACACUUAUUGAGGAUUAUGCCAAGAGCGAAAGUUCGAGCAGAAUCCCGAUUUCCUGGAGCAGUUGCAUGCGUGGCCAGACUUGCCUUUUGGAGCGCGCGACUAUUACCAACAAGUCCAUAUAG
Molecule: messenger RNA, 1125 nt
Organism: Metarhizium acridum CQMa 102
Lineage: Eukaryota; Fungi; Ascomycota; Sordariomycetes; Hypocreales; Clavicipitaceae
Source: RefSeq, a predicted model, not a curated record